AUGCAGGGCCGCACCAGAGUGGCCGCUGCCCUCGCGGCAACGGCGCUGCUGGCGCGCGGGCCGGCGCGCGCGGCGGCGGAGCCGACGCAGGUGGAGGUCUCGGGGCGCCGGCUCCUGGUGGGUGGCGCCCCCUUCCACAUCAAGGGCGUAUGCUGGAACCCAGUGCCGAGUGGUGGCACCCAUCCGGCGGACCUCGACUUCGCGGGCUUCGCGGCCACGGACGCGGAGCUGAUGGCCAUCGCAGGCAUCAACGUCGUGCGGACGUACGAGGCCAUCAACGACACCCGCGUGCUCGACGAGCUGUGGCGGCACAAGAUCUACGUCCUGAACACGGUGUACGUCUCGGGUGAAUAUCCAGUGGAGAGUGCCCUUAGCACGGUUGAGAUGGUGAAGGACCACCCGGCCAUCCUGAUGUGGGUCGUCGGGAACGAGUGGAACUACAACGGCCUCUACACGGGCCUGCCGUUCGAGGAGUCUCGGGAUAAAGUCAGAGACGCCGUGCAGUGCAUCAAGGACGCAGACCCGGGCCACCCCGUUGCCACGGUGCACGGCGAGAUGCCCAGCAGCGAGACGGUGGCAGCCCUGGGCAACGUCGACGUCUGGGGCAUCAACAAAUACGACGGCGACAGCUUCGGCGACCUGUUCCAGUCCUGGGCCGAGAUGUCGGGGCUCCCGAUGUUCCUCGGGGAGUACGGCGCAGACGCGUACAAUUCCGACGAGGACAAGGAGGACGAGCAGGCACAGGCGGACGCCACGACCCGGCUGACGAACGAGAUCGUCGAGGCGAGCUCCGUGGACAAGGACGGCGUCUGCAUUGGCGGCGUGAUCUUCGAGCUCGCCGACGAGUGGUGGAAGGACGGCACCGGCAAGCCAGGCGAGCACGACAUCGGCGGCGUCUCGCCCGGCGGCGGGCCCUACCCAGACCGGACGUUCAACGAGGAGUGGUGGGGCCUGCUGCACCACGAUGGCACCGCCAGGAAGGCUUUCAAGGCCUACGCCUCCAUCAAGGUCCCCGGCGGGGCGGACCUCGACCUCGCGAAGGCGGACGGCGUCGUGGACGCCUCGCCGCCGCCGCGCGAGAAGGCGUGCGGGGCGCACAGGGCCUGCAGAGGCGCGCCCGUCCCCGGCGGGGCGGACCUCGACCUCGCGAAGGCGGAGGAGCGCGAGAAGCACAGGGCCUGCAGAUCUGCGCAGAAGGCCCACACGCGGAUGAAAAACAACCCGCCGAACAGGAAGCAGGAGAGCGACACGGGGAAGCCAGUGACGGGGAGGACGUAG
This is a messenger RNA of Prorocentrum cordatum, 1278 nucleotides long. The record is from the annotation of a GenBank genome assembly. NCBI's taxonomy places the organism in Eukaryota, Dinophyceae, Prorocentrales, Prorocentraceae.